Effrenium voratum is the source of this 1364-nucleotide messenger RNA. The record is from the annotation of a GenBank genome assembly. NCBI's taxonomy places the organism in Eukaryota, Dinophyceae, Suessiales, Symbiodiniaceae.
GUCGGCAAGCCCAGAUCACUGGCGAUGCUCGGCAGGAUCUGGUCCGUGCAGCUCGGAGGAAUGGCUGGGAGAUGCAAAGCUUUGCAGAGAUCGUUUGCGGGGAGCCGCCACUGCAUCGAGACCUGGUUGACGUUUGCAGCCCUUUCGAGCUGGCGGUGCUGACCCGCGCCUGGCGCAUGGACUUUGGCGCGCCCUCGCCGCGGAAGGAGCUCCGCAGGCGUCCGGCCGAACGGCAUCAAGCCGACAGGGAGCACUUGCAGGAGCGGCAACACUAUAUCGGUGGCCACAGCCACAUGUAUAUGCUAGAUGACUAUGUCGCCGCAGAUGAAGAGUGCCAGAACCGGCACGACGUCAAAGUGGUACGGGAAGCUUGGUCGGAUGACAAUCGCUUUCACCGCGAAGAUGAGAGGCCGGUAGUGGUGUACAGUGACUGGAAGGACCAGGCCAGGAGCCGUUGCACAUGUGGCGCUACGUUCCUGCCGGACUCGCGCUUCUGCCGUCAUUGCGGGCGCCGCCGCUAUGAGCAGGUGCGCUACGAAGCAGAUGGGGAAGGAUCGCCGAUGUCGCCGGUGAAGGACCUGGAGCGGGACGUCCGGCCUGCCACGGACGGGCGACGGGAAGGUGGAAGGAGUUUGGCCAAGGAGACCCUGGAUCGCCCAAGCCCGCGUGCAAGAGUGGAUCUGAGUGAUGCGUGCGCAGUGGCAGCAAGCUAUGAUGGCACCGCGGUCUAUGUUGCCGGCCGGAGUGGUUUGAAGCGCUUCGACCUUCCGGAUUUGCAACUGACGGCCUCAGCGCCGUACAAGGGCACUGCAGAGCCUGCCGGCUACGCAGACGUGGCGGCAGGUGACGGCUUCGUGGUGUGUGUGGACCUCGAUGGCUGCGUCUUUCGAUUCAGCAAGAUGUGCGAGCUGCAGGCAAAGCGGGCUUAUCAGCCCUCCGUGGUAAAGCACUCGCAGCGCCUGGUGGCGAGCCAGCUGGAGCGCUCUGCUGUCCCGGUGUUGGGCCUGGAGGGAGGCUUUGGCGGGGCCUCGCGGCUGGCAGCCAGCAGCGGCUUCGUGUACCUCGGAGGUUGCGACGGCGUGGUCACCACAUAUGCCGCAGGCACUUUGAGCCUUACGUCACGCUGCCGCCUGGGGACCGCUGGUAUCCGAGCACUGUUCCUCUCAGCCUACCAACGCCUGUACUGCGCGGAGCUCUCCUCCGUGCACGUCCUCGCCCUGCCCGGCAUGUAUGAGCUUGCGCGGCUGCGGGGCGGGCCCCGGGUGCCGGUGUUCGGCAGCAUCAGCGCCGUGGUUGAGAGUAGCGCUGGGGACUAUGCCUUCGUAGCAGACGUGGGGGGCCCGCGGGGCAGCCCAGCGAUCUGA